This is a messenger RNA of Nomascus leucogenys (northern white-cheeked gibbon), 3813 nucleotides long. RefSeq names its product PWWP domain containing 3A, DNA repair factor (gene PWWP3A). Gene Ontology annotation, biological process: chromatin organization; DNA repair. The record is from RefSeq and is a predicted model, not a curated record. Gene Ontology annotation, cellular component: cytosol; nucleus. Gene Ontology annotation, molecular function: nucleosome binding. Lineage: Eukaryota; Metazoa; Chordata; Mammalia; Primates; Hylobatidae. The transcript has 15 exons. The coding region runs from base 1675 to 3438 and encodes 587 amino acids.
CGCAGGGAGCGGCGGCGGCGGCGGCGGCGGAGGCGGUGAGCGCGGGCGGCGCGGACGGCAGCGGUUGGCGGGCGGGUCCUCCGCUGUUGGGGCCGCCGCGACCUCCUUGCCCGAGCUUGGGGCGCCGCGCUGGGGAAAGCCGGGGGCCCGGGCACAUCGGCGUCAGACCUGGGAGUACUUUCUUUGUGCCAAAUCAUUGCCACUUGCCACUUGCCACAUGAGCGUAAAUGAUGGCGGAUGCCAAGUAUGUCCUCUGCCGAUGGGAAAAGCGAUUAUGGCCUGCAAAGGUUUUGGCCCGAACCGAGACUUCAACAAAAAAUAAGAGAAAAAAGGAACAUUUUCUGGAUGUUCAAAUCCUCUCCCUAGAGGAAAAGUUAAGUGUUGUGUUGUUUUAAUACGGUUUUUUUAAUACUGUGUAGAUUUCUGAUACUUCAAUCCCCUACUCCCCCAAAACAGUUGAAGCCCACUCUUAAUGGGCUUAUUCACCAUUUAUGUAAUUCAUUAAUGCUCAUAAUAACCUCAUGAGAAAGCAACUAGUUUGAUUUUAUGUCAGUUUGGAAGCUGAAGAUCCAAACGAGGCAUUCUGUGAUAUCUAUGGAGAGAUUGGUACAAACAUUGAAUACAUGUAAAUUAUACUCAGGGUAGACCCUAUUUGUGGGUAAAAUAGGGAUAUUUCCUUUUUUUUUUUUUUUUUUUUGACUAUUUCUUAAUCAGUGCCAUGCCAGAAAAAUAGGGAUAUUUCCUUCCCAGAGAUCUGUGUGUCUUUUUUCAGAAACGUCUGUGACAGGCCCAUCAAUUUUGAAAUAUUUGGUUUUUGAGCCUGUCACUCUAAACUAGUGUUUAACGUUCAAAAGGCAAAUAACUGAUGACCAGGCGGCACAUUGUUCCGCUCUGUGAGUGUCUGGCACUGGGAAGGUGUAGAUCGUCUAGAAUGACGGUGAUUCUGACGCCCCAGUCAGUCCUGUGUGAUUGUGGCAAGGGCGCGUCUGGCACUAGGAACGUGUAGAUCGUCUAGAAUGACGGCGAUUCUGAUGCCGCGGUCAGUCCUGUGUGAUUGUGGCGAGGGCGCGUCUGUCGUGAGAAUUCGCAGUUCUGAAGAGAGCAAGGAGACUGAUCCCGCGCAGUCCAAGCCAUCGGCUCCCCUGUUGCUCUUCCUUGUGGAGCUCCCCCUGCCCCACUCCUUCCUGCCUGCAUCUUCACAGCUGCCUCGGAAGCUCGCUUGGUCCCUAGCUCACACUUUCCUGCGGCUGGGAAGAAUUAAGGUGAAAAGCACUGAAGCUGAGAUCCUAGAGAAGUCUCAAAUUGAAGCCAUUGCUUCCUCGUUAGGCAACGCGAAUCCCCUGAGCUGAAGGAGAAGGAAAAAUGGAUUUGCUUUCUUAAACCUUUCCAGAAUUUGCCCCUAGAACCACUCGUGUUCUUGACGCCCAGAAUGGUCAGUGGUGAGCAUCAAGGUCAUCUCAUUACCUCCGUGGCCUCCAGUACACAAGACGAGGAAGGACUUUGCUGCCAUGAGCAGGAGCCUCGCAGAAUGAGGUUCCUGCGGCACCCCUGGAAGAACUGGCCUACAGACGGUCGCUUCGCGUGGCUCUGGAUGUUCUGAGCGACGGGCCCGUUUGGAGUCAAGAAAGCCCUGCAGGGACAGGUAGAGCCAACCGGUCUCUGCGAGGGAAGCCCAUGGAACACGUCUCCUCACCCUGUGAUUCGAACUCCUCACCUCUUCCCCGCGGAGACGUGUUGGGCAGUUCCAGACCUCACAGGAGGAGGCCAUGCGUGCAACAAAGCCCGUCAAGUUCGUUCACUUGUGAAAAGGACCCCGAGUGCAUAGUGGACCACAAGAAGGGGCUCAGGAGAAGUGAAAACCCAAGAGGCCCGUCGGUCCUCCCAGCUGGAGGUGGUGCCCAGGAUGAGAGCGGGUCCAGAAUCCACCACAGAAAUUGGACUCCUGCGAGUAAGAAGGGAGGAAACUCAGCGCAGAAGGCUAGCUUGUGCCCGAGUGGGUCUUCCCUUUCAGAGGACGAUGCGGAGAGAGACGUGGGGAGCAAAGGAGGCAGCUGGGCAGCCCCGUCCUUGCCCUCCGGGGUCAGGGAGGACGAUCCCUGUGCCAACGCUGAGGGACGCGACCCCGGUCUGCCCUUGGGCAGCCUCACUGUGCUCCCAGCCCCUGAGCCCUUGGCCUGCUCAGAGCCUGGAGAAUGCCCAGCAAAAAAGAGGCUGCGCCUGGAUGGCAGCCAGAGGCCGCCUGCCGGGCAGCUGGAGCCCAGGGCAGCAGGGGCCGCACCAUCCCCCGGGCCGGGGUCGGGGCCCAGAGAGUGUAUGACCCUGCGCAGCACCGCUAGGCUCGGCCCGCCUCCCUCCCACACCUCUGUGGGUGAAACCAGAUGUCCUCCUUGCCCGGAUUCCCAGAAGCUGGAGAAAGACUGCCAGUCUUCCGAAGAGUCCAUGGGGUCUAAUUCCAUGCGUUCUAUCCUGGAGGAAGAUGAGGAAGACGAGGAGCCACCAAGAGUCCUUUUAUACCAUGAACCACGUUCGUUCGAAGUAGGAAUGCUAGUCUGGCUUAAAUAUAAAAAAUACCCCUCCUGGCCAGCAGUGGUCAAAAGCGUCAGGCAGAGAGAUAAGAAAGCAAGUGUGCUGUACAUCGAAGGACACAUGAACCCGAAAAUGAAAGGUUUCACAGUGUCUCUUAAAAGUUUAAAGCACUUUGAUUGUAAAGAGAAACAGACGCUUCUGAGCCAAGCCAGGGAGGACUUCGACCAGGCCAUCGGCUGGUGCGUCUCCCUCAUCACCGACUACAGGGUCCGGUUAGGCUGCGGGUCUUUUGCUGGCUCUUUCCUGGAAUAUUACGCGGCUGAUAUAAGCUAUCCUGUCCGAAAAUCCAUCCAGCAGGACGUCCUGGGGACCAAGUUUCCUCAACUGAGCAAGGGGAGCCCCGAGGAGCCCGUGGUGGGGUGGCCCCUGGGGCAGAGGCAGCCCUGCCGGAAAGUGCUCCCCGACCGCUCGCGGGCUGCCCGGGACCGGGCCAACCAGAAGCUGGUGGAGUACAUCGUGAAGGCCAAGGGCGCGGAGAGCCACCUGCGGGCCAUCCUGAAGAGCAGGAAGCCAUCUCGCUGGCUGCAGUCCUUCCUGAACUCCAGCCAGUACGUGACCUGCGUGGAGACCUACUUGGAGGAUGAGGGGCAGCUGGACCUGGUGGUGAAGUACCUGCAGGGCGUCUACCAGGAGGUGGGUGCCAAGGUGCUCCGGCGCACCAACGGCGACCGGAUCCGGUUCAUUCUGGACGUGCUUCUGCCCGAGGCCAUCAUCUGUGCGAUCUCUGCAGUGGACGAGGUGGACUACAAGACGGCCGAGGAGAAGUACAUCAAGGGGCCUUCGCUGAGCUACCGGGAAAAAGAAAUAUUUGACAACCAGCUCCUUGAAGAGCGGAACCGGCGCCGUCGGUGAUGGAGCAGCCGGCUGUGCUGUCAGCGGGGCCUGGCGGUGGAGGCGCCUCCAGUGUGUGUGAGCGUGUCUGAAGAUGGGGGCUCGGGGGCACAUCUGCGUUUGGACCGGUCUGUGCGUUCUCCUGCGUGGCGGUCCUGAUUUCCAUACUUCUGGAGAAUCCACUUCGUUAACUUUGAAAGCCAGUUCUCUUUUCCUGGCAGUUUUUUUCAUUUUAUUUUUGGCAUUUUUUACAAGAUACCGUUCGGGAAAGGCUUUUGAAAGGACGGAAGCAUAUUCACUGUGUGCCAGUACUCGUGGCUGUGCUGUGCUUUCUCCCGAUGUGCACGUUUAUCUCGUAUGUGUGGCAUCUGAUAUUAAACGGGAGGAUUUAAGAAG